AACUCUUGCAUUGGGAAUAACAGCUUCAGUAGAAUAAAACUUUCCUCUCACGCAUAAGAGAGCACUCUUCAAGAGGUGAGACUUGGGCACAAGGGUCCUUUGUUUAAAUCUGAUGAUUAAAUUUGUCUUUGAAUCAGCCAAGAUCAGUUUAUCUGAGGAGACCCCCUUCUUCAGGAAGUCAAGAUGUUUGCUGUGCAUCUACUGUCUUUUUAUUUCUCAAAGCUGCAGGAGGAUCAGAUAAAGAAGGUCGACAGAUAUCUUUAUGCAAUGCGCCUAUCUGAUGAGCAGUUGGCAGACAUAUCUGCUCGCUUUUGCCUGGAGAUGGAGAAAGGACUGUCAAGUGAGAGCAACGCAACAGCUGCAGUGAAGAUGCUCCCAACCCACGUUUAUUCAACGCCUGAUGGCUCAGAGAAGGGUGAGUUUCUGGCACUGGAUCUGGGUGGUUCAAAAUUCAAGGUACUACAGGUGAAGGUCUCAGAAAAUGGGAAGAGAACAGUACAGAUGGAGAGUGAAACCUUUCCCAUCCCUGAAGAUAUUGUUAACGGGAGAGGAACAGAGCUUUUUGAGCAUGUGGCAGAAUCUUUGAAAACUUUUCUACAGAAGCACCACAUUAACCAGAAAAGGAAACCUCUCGGCUUCACCUUCUCUUUCCCCUGUGCACAGUCCAAAGUAGAUGAGGGCAUCUUAUUGUCAUGGUCAAAGAAUUUCAAGGCCAGAGGUGUUCAAGGGACUAACGUGGUGGAGUCAUUAAGGAAAGCCAUUAAGAAAGUUGGCGGAGUUGAUGUGAAUGUCCUGGCUAUGGUCAAUGACACAGUGGGGACCAUGAUGACCUGUGGAUAUGAUGACCAGAACUGUGAGGUGGGAGUUAUUAUAGGUACCGGCACUAAUGCUUGUUACAUGGAGGAGUUGAGACACAUUGACCUGGUGGAAGGAGAUGAAGGCAGAAUGUGUAUUAAUACUGAAUGGGGGGCUUUUGGAGACGAUGGUGUGCUUGAUGAUUUCAUCACAGAUUUUGACCGUGAAAUUGACGCCGCCUCAAUUAAUCCAGGAAAACAGCUCUUUGAAAAGAUGAUCAGUGGGCUGUACAUGGGUGAGCUUGUGAGACUUAUCCUGCUGAAGAUGGCCAAACAGGGUCUACUAUUUCAUGGCCAAGUCACUGAUGCUCUCCGAACCAAGGGGAAAUUUCAGACAAACCACAUCUGCUUGAUUGAACAGUAUAAAAGUGGAUUGGAGAACACCAGGGAGAUCCUGAAAGAACUGGGACUGAAUCCCUCUGAUGAUGACUGCAUCGCUGUCCAGCAUGUGUGCACUAUUGUCUCCUUCAGGUCAGCUAAUCUGGUUGCUGCCGCCUUGGCUGCCAUCCUCACACGGAUCAGAAAGAACAAGAAAUUGAAGACCCUUCGCACCACCGUAGGAAUGGAUGGAACAGUCUACAGAACACAUCCACAGUACCCCAAAAGGCUCCAUAAAGUGGUCCGUCAUCUGGUAUCAGAUUGUCAUGUCCGUUUUGUGCUGUCUGAAAGUGGCAGUGCAAAAGGUGCGGCCAUGGUGACUGCAGUUGCUCAGCGAUUAGCUUCUCAACGUAAGGAGAUUGAUGAUACCCUGGCAGCCUUUGCUUUAAACUCCACACAGCUCCAGGAAGUGAAGGAGAAGAUGCGUGUUGAGUUGGAGAGAGGCUUGAGAAAAGAUUCCCAUCCUACUGCUUCGGUAAAAAUGCUGCCAACCUAUGUUUACAGGACUCCAGAUGGGACAGAGAAAGGAAAGUUCCUUGCCUUGGAUCUCGGAGGAACCAAUUUCCGUGUGUUGGUGGUUAAGAUUCGUACUGGUUUGCGGAAAUCAGUCCGGAUGUACAACAAGAUUUAUGCCAUCCCACUGGAGAUCAUGCAGGGCACGGGAGAGGAGCUGUUUGACCACAUAGUUCAGUGUAUCUCUGAUUUCUUGGACUAUAUGGGGAUGAAGAACACUCGUUUGCCACUUGGCUUCACCUUCUCUUUCCCAUGCAGUCAGACGGGUAUUGAUAAGGGAGAUUUGGUCUGCUGGACAAAAGGCUUCAAAGCAACAGAUUGUGAGGGGUAUGACGUUGUGGAUAUGCUGAGAGAGGCCAUCAAAAGGCGAAAUGAAUUUGACCUGGAUAUCGUUGCUAUAGUGAAUGACACAGUUGGCACAAUGAUGACAUGUGCAUACGAGGACCCUAAAUGUCAGAUUGGUCUUAUUGCUGGAACGGGCAGCAAUGUGUGUUACAUGGAGGAGAUGAAGAACAUUGAGUUUGUGGAAGGUGAUGAAGGGCAGAUGUGCGUGAACACAGAGUGGGGAGGUUUUGGGGAGAACGAUAAUAUUGAGGACAUCCGGACCAAAUAUGACAAAGAGGUGGACAGAGGAUCAUUGAAUGUGGGAAAACAAAGGUUUGAAAAGAUGACCAGCGGAAUGUAUUUGGGAGAAAUUGUAAGGCAGAUUCUGACUGACCUAACAAAACGUGGUCUUCUAUUUUGUGGUCACAUCACAGAGCCACUGAAGACCAAAGGCAUCUUUGAGACCAAGUUCCUCUCACAGAUUGAGAGUGACCGUUUAGCACUGCUGCAAGUGAGGUCCAUUCUGCAGCAUCUGGGCUUGGACAGCACAUGUGAUGACAGUAUUAUUGUGAAGGAAGUGUGUGGAGCCGUUUCUCGCCGGGCGGCCCAGCUCUGUGGAGCUGGAAUGGCUGCUGUUGUGGACAAAAUUAGAGAGAACCGUGGGCUGGAUCAUCUGGAGAUUACUGUUGGAGUUGAUGGCACCCUGUACAAGUUACAUCCCCACUUCUCCACAAUCUUAAUAGACACUGUCAGACAGCUUUCCCCCAAAUGCAAGGUGGCUUUUAUCCUGUCAGAGGAUGGAAGUGGGAAAGGUGCAGCCCUGAUUACAGCUGUAGCACGGCAGCAUAAAGAGAAACAAGAACUUCACUAGACCCUCGGACUGCUUUUCUCAGAGUGCUGUUGCUGUUGUUUAAAGAGUGAAGGAUUUCUAGUAAUCAAAGAUUAUAAAAUGCUGAAACUCAAGAAAUCUUGCUUGUAUUUAGCUUUAUUCUUAUUUUUUAUUUUUUCUUCAUAUUUCUGCAUUAGUAUUAUUUGAUUUUGAAUGUCUUGAUCAGAGCAAUAAAGAUUGCAUCAGUAUGAGCCUGAGUACACCAGAGUACGCUCACUGUAAUCUGCAUUGCCUGUUUGUGGGCCUUUUUCUCAUUCGCUCUCCUUUUGUUCAGAAUCAGUGAGCGGUUUUGCAUGGGCAGUCAGAGUGAAUGGCUAACGGAGGCCAAACUAAAGGGGUUGGUGGCUGUGUGCAGUGGAAUGUCAUGACACUAUUUGGCAUGCUCUUUGGUAGUGAUUGAGAAGCUUGGUAACCAAGCACCCAAAUAAAACAAGAACUGCUAAACCCUUUCAA
Molecule: messenger RNA, 3411 nt
Organism: Myxocyprinus asiaticus (Chinese sucker)
Lineage: Eukaryota; Metazoa; Chordata; Actinopteri; Cypriniformes; Catostomidae
Gene: hkdc1
Product: hexokinase domain containing 1
Exons: 18
Coding region: 184-2940 (918 amino acids)
Biological process (GO): glucose 6-phosphate metabolic process; glycolytic process; intracellular glucose homeostasis
Cellular component (GO): mitochondrion; cytosol
Molecular function (GO): glucokinase activity; ATP binding; mannokinase activity
Source: RefSeq, a predicted model, not a curated record